AUGGAGUCUGGGGAGUGUAAUGGUGGUGAAUUGACUCUGAAAAGACAGCGGGCACCUCUGUCAGACUCUGAAGAUAAUGUCCUCUCAUCAUCAGGGAUGAAUUAUGGCCAGAAGCGUCAGCGCUUGGAGAGAGCUGGUCUGGAAAACUGCAGUCCCAAGCCGUUGUCAUAUGGUCGCCUAGCUAAGCAGGAGGUGAAGCCAGAUACACCGGUCAUCCAAUCAGUCCGUUCUCGAGUUCAGCAACUCGCCCAGAAGCGAGACGGUGGGCCUGUUUUCACACAAAAGUGCCUGUCAGAUCCUGGGACUGACACCGCAUCAGUCAUCAUCCCAGACAAGAGCCUCAGAGAACAUCUACUCGGAGAGGGGGAGUUCAACCAACGAUUGGAGCGAUUCAGUGCCCCUGUCUUUGAGGAUAGUGCUACCUCCAGCCCGACAGGCUCCUGCCCCCGUCCCCGCUCCAACUUUGUAUCUGACAUUCAGCAGAAACUCCAAGAAAGUGUUACACCAAGCUCAAAGCAAGCCUCCCGUAUACGCCAGGAGAGGGAGCAGGAGUUGCGCCUGUUGCACUGUCAACCAAUAAGUGAAAAUGCCUGGCUCAAAAGACGCAGCUCUGACUCCUCAUUGGUGGAGCAGGUAGAUGCUGAAAUAAAAGAUGGUAGCUUCUCUGAAGCCCUUGUAUCGAGUGUACAAAAAACACCGGUGAAAACUACAGGUGACAAGUUGCCUUGUGACCACCCAGCCCAUGCUUCAUCUUUAGAGCUAGAGAGCUGCGAUGAAUGGCAGAUGGAAUGGAAGGAGCCAGAUGCUUCAAAGAGAACAGGAGAGGGAGAAGAGAAAGAGCAGGAGGCAUUUGUUAAAAAGUUUCAGCAGGAGCUAGGAGCUGACCAGCCUGAGGAUCAGAGUGCAUUAGAGCUGCCUCUAGAUGAAGAGCAGAGCAUGUUUAAAGUCCGUUUUAGUGAAAAUUUCACCACAAGGAAAGCUCUAGGGGCUUCUGUAUUAAUUGAAAAGGGAAUGUCGGCGUGUCUGCCAGCUGAUGAAAAUGAGUGUGACUCUUAUGGUGACGAGGGAAUUGAGCCUUCGACUGAUGAGGAACUGAGGGUAUGGCGAUACCCUCCGGAUAUGGAGAGUAGGGAGGUGGAGUCUACGUUAGCUGGGGAGGAACAGGGAGGAACAUUGUACACUGGAAAAAAUAAAUUGGAAGCAUCUACAUUUGAAGAGAAAGGGACGGUAAGCGAUGUUUCAGACCAUAGUAAACAGUCUGACAUCCAGAUUGGGGAAUGUCUAAGGGAUAAUAUCAAUGAUGAGGUUUCUAUGUUUCUUGGAACCUUUGAACAAAAGGAAGACAUGGACCUCACACCCAAGAAGAAACUCAUUGUGUCAGACAUUAGCUCUUCAGUUUACUCAGUGAAACAUCAAAGGGCCCUUGUGCAAUAUGUGGAACCUACCAUUUGCAGAGAGCAAGGAGAAGUAGAGCCACAUAAAACGGAUAAAGGACAGACAGAAUGUGCUGAUCUCCAGGCGAUGAACCAGGAUGAGGACACAGAACUAUGCACUACAGAAGAAGUUAAAGUUGACAAUGAGACUCAGACUGGCGAUAUAAAACAUGAAGAGAUAGAUCUGGAGGCAGAGGUGACAGUUCCACAAAGCACAUGGCAGCAGACCGGACAGUCCCAUGAAGCAGAUGUUGCCCAUGUUUUGACGAAGACAUUGACAGGGGAAAAUGUGGCUGAUUUAGCGCAACCAAUGUUGGAGGCUCAGGCCUCACAGCUAGCCCACCCAGCUGAAACUGAUAGAGGGAAACUAGCUCAGACUCUGAAAGAGGCUCAGACAUCAGAAGGACAUCAAAUGGCAGAAAAAAUGGAGCUGGAUGCUGUAGGUAGAGGUCAAGGUGACCGAGAUAAGCUGACAUAUGAAAGUCAGGUGGAAGAAGUACACCAUACAAAGAGAGGCAGAGGAGGACUAAAGAAAGUUACAUUUAUCCUGGAGCCUGAGCUAAUCGAUGACUCAACCUUGUCUGAGGUGAAUACGUCUUUUGAGCCCAAGGGAGAGGCUAGUUUAUCAGAGACUGAAUUAAGCUCUCAUGAUGAGACUAACACAGCCGAGAUGAUUGACCGGAUGUUUGAGGAGGUGUUGGAAUAUGCUGGAAAGAUAGAGGGGAAGAGGGAUGGUGAAGACACUGAAGACCGGGAUAGCAGUAUUGGCACUUGCUCUGGAGAUAAGGACAAGAUGGACACGGAGUCCGAGAAGGAAAGAAGUGGGGAAGAAGAAGAGGCUAAAGAGGAAGUUGGGCAUGGGGAGGAUACACAGCCUGACACCACUGGGGAUGAACUGCUGACUUUCCCUCCCAGUGGCAUCCUCUCCCCUCUUAGCAAGUCUGUAGAGGCUGUGGUCACUCCUCUGAGACUGGCAGCCAGUCAGCUGUCCACCCCCACAUCUCUGCUCCUGACUCCAGAAGAGUUAACCGCCAUACCACCCGCUGACUCUGCCCCUCUGUACAGUAUUGAUGCUUACCGAACCCAGAGACGAAUUAAGUUGCCCACCAUUCAAACUGUGACUCCUGUCAUACAAAGGCAGGCCCCAGAGAAGUCCAAACCUCAGCCCUCUAUCAACACCAAGGACAGGAUUGCGGCUCUGAAUGAGGAGGCAGGGAAGCUACAGACAGUCAUCAAUCAGACCCUGCAAGCUCUGAGCUGCUGUACCGAUGAGGAGCAUGGCCGGGGCUCAUAUGAAGAGGCAGAAGCUGAGAAACUGCUGCUUGUCUCCUGUGAGAAGCGUUCCGCCCUGCUAGCAGAACUGGCCAGGUUGAAGGCGGAAGGGGGAUCAAAUUCUCAAAAAGCCAAAGGAGAUGGGGACUACGUUACCCAGCAUCCCUGCAGAGGGACCGUCAGCAUCAGCAAUGUGCAGCUGCCUCUAAAGGUCGAGUUUGUUUGCUCCUCUCGUGCUCGUACAGGUCGGCCAAGUCACUACUUCUUUGUCCUGAUUCGCUACGGACCCUACAAUAUUGUUGCUACCCCACUGGCCACAGCUACAGAUGCUCAGAAUGGAGACACAAUCUCCUUCCCCACCACCGUCACUCUACAGGACAUUCGUUCCAACUUUGAAAUUGAUGUGGAAGUUUACAGCCUGUCCCAAGCCUCAGGGAACACUUGCGGUGGGGAACGCCUCUCCACCAAGCCGCGGGUCACUCCGAGAAAGCUACUGAAUACCAUCACACAACGAUCCAACAAUAGCAUGACAUCUGCUGGUUUGCCUGCACUAAAUAUGCAUCGCUCAAGUAACUUCUCUCUGGUGGGCUCCCAUAAAAUCACCCUGGCCUCACUGGGACAAAGCAAGUUUCCGCUGGAUAAGAUGAAAUUUGAAGGCAAAAUCAGGAGGCUGCUUGGAGAUGAAUUUCAGGAAAAGGUGCCCUUCCUGUCUCCCUUAGAGGGUAACAUCUACAUGCGUCUAGAAAGUGAGAGCCACUCAGGUGUACAGCACCAAGGAUUCCUGACCAUGUUUGAAGUGGUAAAUGGAUUUGGGAUAUGGCACCGCCGAUACUUUGUCCUGGAAGGAUAUCACAUGUACUUCUGGAACCACCCCAAUGACAAGGAAAUCAAGGCAGCAGAGGGCGGCAUCUCUUUAUCCAGCUCACCCAGUGGCAGUGUGAAACCUGUCAAGAGGGACUCCUGUGCUCGACCUCUUACCUUUGAGCUGGUCAGUAACAUCAACACACGGCAGCAGGAGGACAGACAAGAUGCUGUAGCAAAGUGCUGGUUCUCAGCCGACACAAAGCAGGAAUGGUCUGACUGGAUGGAUAAACUAAAUCAGGUUCUUUUGGACUUUCAAACGUGGCGCCGAUCACCAUCGGCCCGCGCGGUAAUACAGGAGGCCAAGGGCUCAAGCGGCAACAACAUAAGAGAGAGCGUAUUGUAAUCUGGUCUAUAGUGCUACCUUGUGGCUAAGCCAAUACAUCUAAUCAAAAUCGAUUUGUCACUUGUUUCCCCAGCUGGCAUCUUGAGAGCAUACCAUAUAACCAGCUGCCAUUUGGCUUAGCCAGUCCAACCAAAUUAUGACUAUAGCUAGCGAGAGGUUUAUGUAUAUCUUUUUGAUUUAUUUUUGGGAGAUCUCAUUAGAUAAUCACAAUGCUAUUAUUUUUCUGGUUUAAAUUUGAGGGGAUUCCACCAUUUCUAUGGAGUGUUUGUUUUUAUUUUUGGUAAUUUCCAUUGGGAUAUUUUAAGUUUUGGUUUUUUUUUCUCAUUAGGAAAUUGGCAAUAAGUUUUUAUUCAGGGUUUUUGAAUCGGUUGCUUCAGCCUUUAUUGGGCAAUAAAGAUUGUUAACUUUCAAACAAACGUCAUCUCGUGGCUUAUAUAUUUUUGAAGGAUAACGUGUG
Lampris incognitus (smalleye Pacific opah) is the source of this 4369-nucleotide messenger RNA. RefSeq names its product anillin, actin binding protein 2 (gene anln2). The transcript is spliced from 23 exons. Gene Ontology annotation, cellular component: actomyosin contractile ring. The record is from RefSeq and is a predicted model, not a curated record. The coding region runs from base 1 to 3912 and encodes 1303 amino acids. Lineage: Eukaryota; Metazoa; Chordata; Actinopteri; Lampriformes; Lampridae. Gene Ontology annotation, biological process: septin ring organization; actomyosin contractile ring assembly; mitotic cytokinesis.